Molecule: messenger RNA, 1946 nt
Organism: Balaenoptera ricei (Rice's whale)
Lineage: Eukaryota; Metazoa; Chordata; Mammalia; Artiodactyla; Balaenopteridae
Gene: SEPTIN1
Product: septin 1
Exons: 13
Coding region: 1-1653 (550 amino acids)
Biological process (GO): cytoskeleton-dependent cytokinesis; regulation of exocytosis
Cellular component (GO): septin complex; synaptic vesicle; septin ring
Molecular function (GO): GTP binding; molecular adaptor activity; GTPase activity
Source: RefSeq, a predicted model, not a curated record
AUGUGCGGACGGCGGCGCCCUGCCCUCUGCUGGCCGGCACGGGCACCGGGCAGCGUUCGGGUCCGAGCCGCUCCCCUUCUCCUCCCGCCGCCGCCGCUGCAGCAGCCGCCUCCGCCACCCCGGCACCCUCCGGAGCUCCUCGGCGGGGCUCCGGUGCCCGCGCCGCCGACGGCUCGGGGAUGCGGGCUCGGCGCCAAACGAGGAGGGGGGCUCAGUCCCAGGCGUUCCCCUGGGGCGGCCGCCGGGGGCGGGGACGGGAAGCGGAAGCGCCGGGCGGCACCCGGCCGCUCUAGGACCUUGGAGGAGCUGCACGCUUGUGGGGGCUGCCCGCGUCCUCCAGAGCUCGGUGGCCGGCGGGCAGCCGCGUGCCGCGGAGAGGGCUACUCUGAGCCGAGGACAGUUGCCCGAACUCGGUGCAUCUCAGCUUCCUACAUUGCCCGCCCCCUUGUUUGCCACCCUCAACUUCCUGCCCCACCAGAGGAAGUGGGGAGAGACAGCAGGUGCAGCGACAGCUAUCGGGGCCAUGGUGAGUCUUUAUGCCCAGGAAUCCAGGACAAGGAGUAUGUGGGUUUCGCCGCCCUCCCCAACCAGCUGCAUCGCAAGUCCGUCAAGAAGGGGUUUGACUUCACACUCAUGGUGGCAGGGGAGUCAGGCCUGGGAAAAUCUACCCUCAUCAACAGCCUAUUUCUCACCAACCUCUAUGAGGAUCGGCAAGUCCCAGAGGCCAGGGCUCGCUUGACACAAACACUGACCAUCGAGCGCCGGGGCGUGGAGAUCGAGGAGGGGGGUAUUAAGGUGAAGCUGACCCUGGUGGACACACCUGGCUUUGGGGACUCAGUGGACUGUUCAGACUGCUGGCUGCCCGUGGUGCGCUUCAUUGAGGAGCAAUUUGAGCAGUAUCUUCGGGAUGAGAGUGGCCUGAACAGGAAGAACAUCCAGGAUUCCCGUGUCCACUGCUGCCUCUACUUCAUCUCACCCUUUGGCCGGGGGCUCCGGCCCCUAGAUGUGGCCUUCCUCCGGGCGGUGCAUGAGAAGGUCAACAUUAUCCCAGUCAUUGGCAAAGCAGAUGCCCUGAUGCCUAAGGAAACACAGGCCCUCAAGCAGAAGAUCCGGGAACAGUUGCAGGAGGAGGAGAUCAAUAUCUACCAGUUCCCCGAUUGUGACUCUGAUGAGGAUGAAGACUUCAAGAGGCAGGAUGCGGAGAUGAAGGAAAGCAUCCCUUUCGCCGUCGUCGGUUCCUGCGAAGUAGUGAGGGACGGCGGGACCCGACCGGUGAGGGGACGCCGCUACUCCUGGGGCACCGUGGAGGUGGAGAACCCACAUCACUGCGAUUUCCUGAACCUGCGACGGAUGCUAGUGCAGACACACCUGCAGGACCUGAAGGAGGUGACACAUGAUCUGCUCUACGAGGGCUACCGGGCGCGCUGCCUACAGAGCCUGGCCCGGCCUGGGGCGCGUGAUCGAGCCAGCCGUAGUAAACUCUCCCGCCAGAGCGCCACAGAGAUCCCGCUGCCCAUGCUGCCUCUGGCCGACACGGAGAAGCUGAUCCGCGAGAAAGACGAAGAGCUGCGCCGCAUGCAAGAGAUGCUGGAGAAGAUGCAGGCCCAGAUGCAGCAGAGCCAGGCUCAGGGCGAGCAGUCGGACGCUCUCUGAGACCCCCGCCCGGACCCUACUUUACCACGUCUCCGCCUUCAGUUCGUAUCUUGUCCAAUCCUCGAGCCCCAGGUUGCCCGGCGCUUAAUCCCGGAGCCCAAACCUGUAAGGCCCGCCCUUGCAAGGGGUUAGCGGGCUAGCAGGUUCUCCCAAUCCUGGAGUGUGUAGCCCCGCCUUUGGCUCCGCCCCGACCCCGCAUUGGCUCCGCCCCAAUCCGCCUCGGCCCACAUAGCGAGGCAGAGCUUCCCUCCCAUCCCCUAACUCUCCCAGCCCCGCCCCACUUCACCCAAACU